Molecule: messenger RNA, 1194 nt
Organism: Fibroporia radiculosa
Lineage: Eukaryota; Fungi; Basidiomycota; Agaricomycetes; Polyporales; Fibroporiaceae
Exons: 5
Coding region: 1-1194 (397 amino acids)
Source: RefSeq, a predicted model, not a curated record
AUGCCGUUCUCUUUCAGCUUUACUCUCACAGUUCCCGGUAUAACAAACCCGUUCUCUACGCUAUGCGAACCAACGCCGUCGCUGGGCCAGGGAAAUAAUGGAUUUCCUGACGCUGAAGGUGACAAGAACGGAAGCAAGGCACAGCUGUACCGCCGACCGCCUUCCCCUUCUCUUCUACCCCCCCGUUCGCGCAAGAGGGGCUGGGUGCCCGCAAAUUCGGAGAUAAGCCAAGCUGCUGCCAUCCCGACCUCCACCAGUGGUUACCUCGAUACCCCCGCAAAGUACAGAGAGAUGGCAUCCAACGGAGAUGAGCUGGAGGAGAUGGCCACAGAUCUGCCUCCGCCCAAGCGCCGUCGUACGCUUGCUGGUUCUAUCGUCUCAACUGCGUUGAGCGCUGCUCUUAUCGGAACUGCAGUCGGCCUUACCGUGUAUCGCCUCUGGAGAGACCGCAGCAAACAGCCCGAGCCUCUCCCUCCUCCCCCGUACGAACAAGGUGAAUGGGUACCUCCAAAGCCCGACUCUCCUUCUAUUCCCGUAACCCAGGUUACACCUCCAACCCCCCGGUCUCGCAAGUCACGUCACGUUGCUGGUCGACGAACUCAAGCGCGGCAUCGCAAGGCUUUAAGCCGCGCUGGACCCAGUUCCAUCUCCUAUGGUUCUUCAUCAGUGUCUGCAAGUCGCGCCCCCAUCCCCCCGGAGUUUAACUUUGGAGCGCCACUCCCUGUAGAUACGGCCGAGGACGCCGACGGUGACGACCAGAUAAGUUGGAUGGGUGAUAGACUUGCAUCUCUAAUCGCUGAAGGACAACGUGCUCUCGGCAAGGAAGUGGUCGUAAUGAGUGAGUCUCAAGAGGAUGAAGUAGAUGAUGGCGCAGAUGGAUGGGAGGAAGAAGAUGCGGGACACUCGCACGCAUCUACUAGCCGAAUGGUCGGAAAUUCUGGCUUGCCACCCUAUUCUCGUCACGGAUCUCCUCUACCCAGCGCUUCACCUCGCCGCAGCACCUUCGAUCUCAAUCGGUCCUAUAGAGGUUCCUCGGUCCCAAGCACACCAUGUCACCUCCGUCGAGAUGCUUCAGUGGAGAGGAAUGCCUUCGCCAGUGCAAGUUUCCACGAGGACGAAUCGCAGUGGCAGACACCAGAAUUGCGGGAAGCAAUGGCACUCGCCAGGCAGCGAUACAUGCACAGCAGGACGUAA